Messenger RNA from Lachancea sp. 'fantastica', 1278 nucleotides. The record is from the annotation of a GenBank genome assembly. Lineage: Eukaryota; Fungi; Ascomycota; Saccharomycetes; Saccharomycetales; Saccharomycetaceae.
AUGAGCGAUGCAUACGUCGAGACCCUUGGGCAGAUGGUCUCCAUUCUUCAGGAAUACAAGCCCGGCUUAGUCACCAUGGAUAAUGUCACACGCUUAUGCAAGACACUACGGUUGGAAUCUUUCACAGACAACAUUGACAGCAACACGGUCCGUCUUUCGGCAGCCUCUAAUAUCAUUGUGAUAGACAUGGACUUCUUGAAAAAUGAGAAACAGGUCAAGGAUGUUAAACUGGUGCUUGCAAGCAAUUUUGACAAUUUCAACUAUUUCAACGAUGGUGACAAUGGGAACAUUUUAUUCAAUGCAUUGAAGUACUUUCCCGAUCUACAGACGUUUUGUUAUAACCUCAAAUUUCUGUCCGUGCUGGACGCACACUCUAGCGUUGAAACAGAAGCCUCUGGCUCUUCCAAAGGUGGGAAAUUGGAUCUUUUCAAGUACUUCACUGAACUUCCAGAACAGCUGCGGUCAUACUUUGAAUAUACAUCCAUCAAUGCAGAAAUACGCACCAAUGUCGAUAAUCGAUUCGGGAUAUAUAUCUUGAUGGAAGGAAGGCAAAUUGCCAAGAUCACAAUUGAGGAGAACACCGUUUCGACCACCAGUCAAUUGUACGACUACCAUUUUGCUGAUGGAAAGUGGAGCUGCAAGAAUCUGGAUAGCGUAGCAUCCGGAGUGAGUCUGACUUUGCAAAUGUGUGACUCUGAUUUAUACUUUCCUCAAGAGCUCAUUUCCGGGGACUUGGUGCUGGAUGCUGAGUACCAGAACUCCUUUUGCGUGGUUAACCAUCAAAAAACAAUUCAACUGCAUAACGAGACUACCACUUCUCUCAUACCGGUAUCAAAAUUCAAUAUCGGCAAUGAAAAUAUCGAGCUUUUAGCAGAACUUCUCAGAUGGGUUUGUUGGUGGCAAAAUGUGCUUUCCAAAGUGCUUCAGAACCUGAAAUGUCCCCAGCCGUCAUUCGAGCCAAAAAGACGCUCAUCUUCGAAUUCUACUUUGAUGGCAUCGCGAAGACGUGCAAGCACCACGCGGCGCCGUAGAUCUUCUCAAAAGGGUCACCGGCCUAGCCUGAAUGAAUCCAGUAUGAUGAAGGACGGCGGUUUGCAGCAGUUUACUCUGAACGAAGUUAUGAACCAAGCUGUGAUCGAGGAUGAGGAGCCUGCUGAGAAAAUCGACCUUAUCUUGGAUGAGGACUCGGUAACUUUUGGUAGCGACCGUUGUGAUAGCACAAUGGGGUUGCCAGAGUGGAAGGCGUUCAUGGAUAAAUUUUCACAAGUCGCCAUAUAG